UGCAUGGCGUCCAUAUCAGCAACGGAACGAAAACAGUGGAUGGCAUUCAUAUCAGCAACAGAAUGAAAACAGUGGAUGGCAUCCAUCUCAGCAACGGAAUGAAAACAGUGGAUGGCAUCCAUACCAGCAACGGAACGAAAACAGUGGAUGGCAUCCAUAUCAGCAACAGAAUGAAGACAACCAAUACCAGCAAUACCAGCAAUACAAUGAAAAUAGCGGAUUGUACACAUAUUCGCAACAAAAUGAAAAUAAUAAAAGAAUGUACAGACAACAAAUUCAAAAGCAAGAGGUGGUGACUGCUUAUGACAAAAAAGUAACUUAUGAGAUCUUUUAUGAUACUAUGGAAUUCCUGGAAAAAUAUAUUGAGAUAGCUGGUUAUUAUCCUGAUUGGAAUGCAAGGAGGCAAUUUCCUAAUAAUAAUGUUAAAAGAACUAUCGACGGACCAGAAGACGCUGAAGAAU
Molecule: messenger RNA, 461 nt
Organism: Racocetra fulgida
Lineage: Eukaryota; Fungi; Glomeromycota; Glomeromycetes; Diversisporales; Gigasporaceae
Source: the annotation of a GenBank genome assembly